This is a messenger RNA of Cydia amplana, 1066 nucleotides long. RefSeq names its product prostaglandin reductase 1-like. NCBI's taxonomy places the organism in Eukaryota, Metazoa, Arthropoda, Insecta, Lepidoptera, Tortricidae. Gene Ontology annotation, cellular component: cytoplasm. Gene Ontology annotation, biological process: prostaglandin metabolic process. Gene Ontology annotation, molecular function: 15-oxoprostaglandin 13-reductase [NAD(P)+] activity; 2-alkenal reductase [NAD(P)H] activity. The record is from RefSeq and is a predicted model, not a curated record.
AAGUGCCUACUAACGAUUCUUUUUCAUUUCAGUUUCAUCAUGGUAAAGGCGAGAAAAUAUGUAGUCAAGAGACAUUUCCAGGGUGAACCUAAGAAAGAUGACUACGAGUUAAUUGAGUACGAGCUACCACCGCUUAAAGACGGGGAUAUUCUCGUCAAGGCAGAGUGGAUCAGUGUGGAUCCGUACCUACGAGCCUACAACUCACAACUCUUGACCCCUUAUGACCAAUUCAGCGCCCAAGUAGGCGUAGUUUUGGAAUCCAAAUCGCCCGACUUCCCCGUCGGGUGCAGAAUAGUCUCUCAAAAGGGAUGGUGCGAUUAUAGCAUCGUCAAUCCUAAAGAUAAAUUAAAAGUUGAGCUUGGAGUAUACAGAUUACCAAACUUGGGUGACUUAUCUCCGUCCCUAGGAGUUGGAGCCGUAGGUAUGCCAGGAGCAACGGCGUAUUUUGGCUUUCUGGAAAUUUGCAAGCCCAAAGCUGGUGAGACUGUAGUUGUGACCGGCGCUGCCGGUGCUGUCGGCUCGCUGGUCGGACAAAUUGCAAAGAUAAAGGGCUGCAGAGUCGUAGGUUUCGCCGGAUCCGAUGAAAAAGUGAAAUGGUUGGAGACGGAGCUAGGUUUCGAUAAAGCUAUCAACUACAAGACGGCAAAUGUGGUUCAAGCUUUGAAGGACGCGGCACCGAAGGGAGUCGAUUGCUAUUUUGACAACGUGGGUGGAGAAAUAAGCAGCCAGAUUAUGAUGUCCCAGAUGAAUUUACACGGAAGGGUGUCGGUAUGUGGCAGUAUAAGCUCAUACAAUGAAUCGAAUUUGCCAAAAGCGACGAUCGUGCAACCAUCACUGGUAUUUAAGCAACUGAAGGUAGAAGGGUUCAUAGUGUCUAGAUGGUUGGAUCGCUGGCCUGAGGCGUUCGCUGACAUCAUUCAAUGGAUAAAGAGUGGCAAACUGAGGCCAAGAGAGCAUAUCACUGAAGGUUUUGACAAACUGUUCGACGCGUUCGUAGGUAUGCUAGCUGGAGAAAAUAUCGGCAAAGCUGUGGUUAAAGUGUAAUUAAUUAUUAAAUGCAGCCCAU